This is a messenger RNA of Alosa sapidissima (American shad), 4481 nucleotides long. It is a transcript of the gene supt16h, whose product is annotated as SPT16 homolog, facilitates chromatin remodeling subunit. Gene Ontology annotation, biological process: positive regulation of transcription elongation by RNA polymerase II; transcription elongation by RNA polymerase II. Gene Ontology annotation, cellular component: FACT complex. The record is from RefSeq and is a predicted model, not a curated record. The transcript has 24 exons. The coding region runs from base 379 to 3999 and encodes 1206 amino acids. NCBI's taxonomy places the organism in Eukaryota, Metazoa, Chordata, Actinopteri, Clupeiformes, Clupeidae. Gene Ontology annotation, molecular function: nucleosome binding.
UGUAACAGGGACGUAUACGCGUGGUGGCGUGGAAAACAAACAGCAGCUUAUUUAGCCGUUUAUUUUCCAUAACACAUGUGGUCAGUUUUGGAAAAUAAUAUUUUAUAAUAUUUGUAUUUAUAUUGGGUAAUUUUAAUUGGUUGCAUAUGCUUAUUCAUUUUAAUUAACCUGCAUCCGGAAGACGGAUAUAAUCUACAUUUUACGAGUGUCUUCAAUAUCAGUCUUUGACAUAGCCAAGAGAACUCAAGGAAAUACAGAAAGUACUGGUGGCAGCUAGCAAACGUAGCUAGCAUCGAGGUGUGGAAAGUGCGUGUGUGAACACUCAUCCGGCCUCAUCAGAAGCCGGGAGCUGGAGUUUGGGAGAACAGAAGUGUCGAUAUGGCGGUAAACUUGGACAAGGAAGCAUACUAUCGUCGAAUCAAGCGCUUAUAUGGCAACUGGAAGAAAGGAGAUGAUGAUUUUGGAAAGGUUGAUGCCAUCGUCGUCUCUGUUGGGGUUGACGAGGAGAUCGUCUAUGCCAAAUCGACUGCUUUACAAACAUGGCUCUUUGGUUACGAGCUAACAGACACCAUCAUGGUUUUCUGUGAGACAAAGAUUAUCUUUUUGGCCAGCAAAAAGAAACUCGAAUUCCUGAAACAGGUCCAGGUCACCAAGGGUAAUGAGAAUGCCAAUGGACUUCCUCCAAUCACACUGCUGGUCAGAGAGAAGAAUGAGAGCAACAAGGCCAACUUUGACAAAAUGAUUGAGGCCAUUCGUGGCAGUAAGGAGGGCAAGACUGUGGGUGUCUUCAGCAAGGACAAAUUCCCUGGCGAGUACAUGAAGAGUUGGAACGACACCAUCACAGCCGAGGGACUGGAGAAGGUUGACAUCAGUACUGUAGUGGCGUACACCAUGGCAGUGAAGGAGGAUGGCGAGUUGGCUCUGAUGAAGAAGGCAGCUGCGAUCACCAGUGAUGUCUUCUCCAAGUUCUUUAAGGAGCGCGUCAUGGAGAUCGUGGAUGCAGAUGAUAAAGUGCGUCACAGCAAGCUGGCGGAGUCUGUGGAGAAGGCGAUCGAAGAUAAGAAGUACCUUGGCGGUGUGGACCCCUCCACUGUAGAGAUGUGCUACCCGCCCAUCAUCCAGAGCGGAGGCAACUACAGUCUCAAGUUCAGCGUAGUUAGCGACAAGAACCACAUGCAUUUUGGGGCCAUCACCUGUGCCAUGGGCAUCCGUUACAAGUCGUACUGCUCCAACCUGGUGCGCACGCUCAUGGUGGACCCCACACAGGAGAUGCAGGAGAACUACAACUUCCUGCUGCAAGUGGAGGAGAACCUGCUCAAAGAGCUCAAACAUGGAGUGAAGCUGUGUGACGUCUACAAUACAGUGAUGGAGUUUGUCAAGAAAGAGAAGCCAGACCUAGUGAGCAAGCUCACCAAAAACCUGGGGUUUGCCAUGGGAAUUGAGUUUAGAGAAGGCUCUCUGGUCCUCAAUGCAAAGAACCAGUUCAAGCUGAAGAAAGGUAUGGUUCUCAGUGUGAGCCUGGGCUUUGCUGAUCUCAUCAAUAAGGAGGGCAAGAAGGAGGAGCAGAAGAAAUAUGCCCUUUUUGUUGGAGACAGUGUUCAGAUCAACGAGGAGGAUGCUGCUACUGUUCUUACUCCAGUGAAGAAGAAGAUAAAGAACAUCGGAAUCUUCCUCAAGGCUGACGAUGAGGAGGACGAGGAGGAAGACGUAGACGACGCCGAAGAACUUCUGGGCAAGGGCGCUCGUGCCAGCCUGCUUCCCGACAGGACCAGGGUACGUAAUGAGAUGACGGCAGAGGAGAAGAGGCGGGCUCACCAGCGGGAGCUGGCCGAGCAGGUCAACGAGGAGGCCAAGCGCCGUCUCACCGAGCAGAAGGGAGAGCAGCAGAUUCAGAAGGCCCGAAAGUCGAACGUAUCGUACAAGAACACGUCUCAGAUGCCGCGGGAGAAAGACAUCAGGGACAUGAAGAUCUUUAUCGACAAGAAGUACGAGACGGUGGUCAUGCCUGUUUUUGGCAUCGCAACGCCCUUUCACAUCGCCACCAUCAAGAACAUCAGUAUGUCCGUGGAGGGCGACUACACGUACCUGAGAAUAAACUUCUAUGUGCCAGGCAGCUCUCUCGGACGACAGGAGGGCAACAUCUUCCCCAACCCAGACGCCACCUUCGUCAAAGAGAUCACGUACCGCGCGUCCAACCUGAAGACCCCUGGCGACCCGUCGGUGCCCUCCACCAACUUGCAGAACGCCUUCCGCAUCAUCAAGGAGGUGCAGAAGCGCUACAAGACGCGCGAGGCCGAGGAGAAGGAGAAAGAGGGCAUCGUCAAACAGGACUCGCUGGUCAUCAACCUCAACCGCAGCAACCCCAAGCUCAAGGACCUCUACAUCCGGCCCAACAUCGCCCAGAAAAGGAUGCAGGGCUCGCUGGAGGCCCACACCAAUGGAUUCCGUUUUACAUCGGUACGUGGGGACAAAGUGGACAUCCUGUACAACAACAUCAAGCACGCAGUCUUCCAGCCCUGUGACGGAGAGAUGAUCAUUGUGUUGCACUUCCACCUAAAGAACGCCAUCAUGUUUGGCAAGAAGCGCCACACGGACGUGCAGUUCUACACGGAGGUGGGCGAGAUCACCACGGAUCUGGGCAAGCACCAGCACAUGCACGACCGCGACGACCUGUACGCCGAGCAGCUGGAGCGCGAGAUGCGCCACAAGCUCAAGUCCGCCUUCAAGAACUUCAUCGAGAAGGUGGAGGCGCUCACCAAGGAGGAGCUUGAGUUUGAGGUGCCCUUCCGAGACCUCGGGUUCCAAGGUGCCCCCUACAGAAGCACUUGUCUCCUGCAACCCACAUCGAGUUCCCUCUGCAACACUACUGAGUGGCCUCCAUUUGUGGUCACUCUGGAUGAGGUGGAGCUUGUGCACUUUGAGCGUGUGCAGUUCCACUUGAAGAACUUUGACGUGGUCAUCGUGUACAAGGACUACACCAAGAAGGUUACCAUGAUCAACGCCGUCCCAGUCAACUCGCUGGACCCCAUUAAGGAGUGGCUCAACUCUUGUGACAUUAAAUACACAGAGGGGGUGCAGUCUCUCAACUGGACGAAGAUCAUGAAGACCAUUGUGGACGACCCGGAGGGCUUCUUUGAACAGGGUGGCUGGUCUUUCCUGGAGCCUGAAAGCGAGGGUAGUGGAGCGGAGGACGACUCUGAGUCCGAGAUGGAGGAUGAGACCUUCAACCCCUCCGCUGACGAAGAGGAGGAAGAGGAAGAGGACAGUGAUGAAGAUUACUCCUCCGAGACUGAGGACUCAGGUAAAAAUCAAAUCACAAAUACACCCACACCCUCAAGUCGUGCUUUCUUUCUUUUCCAGCUGCCUAGCUCUAAGGUAGCGCUGAAAAUACAUUGGCUGAAAAACAACCCUGGGAUUGUGUGUAUAUACUCUACUUUAAUGACUACAGCGCGUCUCUGGGCAGUGAGGAGGAGAGUGGCAAGGACUGGGACGAGCUGGAGGAAGAGGCCAGGAAAGCGGACAAAGAGAGUGUCUAUGAGGACGAGGAAACCGCCAACAGAGGCAAGAGGAAGGGUCGAUCGUCAGCUCCUCCACCUAGGCCACCUAGCAAGAAACGACGGCACUAGAUCUUUCUCUCUCACACACACACACACACACACACACACACACACACACACACACACACACACACACACACACACACACACACGAAAACACACUGCCAAAUUUCAGCCCCCUCCCUGUACAGGCACACUGAGACACAUUGUGUACAUAGCUAUGGGCGCCCCCCUGUGGCAGACGGUUGCAUUACUCAAUACUGAUUUUUGUAACUGCUGCUGGUCCAAGAUUCUGGUCAUCUCUUGUCUCCUCUCUCUUCAUUCCUUCAGAUCAUCUCUCAGGUGUGUGUGUGUAAGUAAGAGAGUGUGUGUGUGUGCGUGCAUGAGUGUAUCAAACAGGGUUUUAUCAAGAACUUUGUCCCAGGUGGCUCUUUUUUUCUAAACCAGUAGGACUAGAAUUAUUUCUCUUCUUUAUUUUUUCAUGUGUUUUUUUUUUUUUUUUUUUUUUUUUUUUUUUUUUUUUUUUUUUUCUGCCAACAAUUUUAUGAGGUGUAGUAAGCGUCCUGUCUGCAGCACUCCCGCCUGGCGCCCUCUUGCCCUGCUAGUGGUUGAGAGUGGAGCAUUGUGGAUGUGGAGUGGGGAGAGAGGGGGUCCACUAUGUGUUGAUCAGGUUUGUUAUUGUUUGUUUUUGUAAUGGGGGAGAGGAGUUGGGGCGAGGAUAUUAAACACUCACAUACAUGCGGAUCAGACACACACACACACACACACACACACACACACACACACGCUCACAUUCAAUAUAAACACUUUUCCCCAUCUUUUUGUGUCUCAUUCUGGAGUGUUAGACUCAUAUGUUUAAUUAAAAGGAGAACUUUUUUUUCUGUUUUGAUUUUUUAAGAAAAAAAUAAAUACAAUUUAAAGGAA